CCCCCAUAAUAUGUCAUUUUUAUCGCCCCUGUUGAAACUAGAAAACCUAUCAACGAAACCCAUUAUGAGUUUGGAUCACAUACCGGAAGAGAAACGUUAUAACAAAAACAAUAUAGUGGCGAAAUGGUGUGCCCCCAUAAAUGGCAAAAUGUAUCGCAUCGAAUUGGAACAUGGUACCACCAGUGGCAGGCGUAUGAUAUGGGUUAAUGGCAAGGAGGUCUUAAGACGCGACUGGAUGUUUAAACUGGUGGGUGAGGAUACAUUUUAUAUCAACGAUGCCCGCUGUAUUAUACGCGUUGAUCCCGCACCCGGUUUCAAAUAUGAAUAUCUACUAUUUAUUGAUGGCAAAUCACAUGAUCAAUAUACCGAGGAACAAACGAAACAAUAUCGUUUAUGGGUCACAACAAUAAAUGGCAUAGAGUAUCGUAUUAUGCUGGAACUGGAUACAUUGAAUUUAUUUAUCAAUGACAAACUGCGCAAAGAAACAGCCGAUUUUGUUGAUGGUGGCACCGACACUGUGGUCCAUGAAAACGAUGUCGAAUUUCGACUCCAAACCCGUUCGAGCGGCCACAAACUAAGUGGCAUUGUACACACACUACUGGCCAAUCAAGUUGAAAUACCCGAGGCGAAAAUUCAAGAAAUAAUGCAAGAACCCUGUUCAAUUUUAUCAGCAUGA
This is a messenger RNA of Calliphora vicina (urban bluebottle blowfly), 676 nucleotides long. Its product is annotated as fas apoptotic inhibitory molecule 1. The record is from RefSeq and is a predicted model, not a curated record. Gene Ontology annotation, biological process: positive regulation of neurogenesis; negative regulation of extrinsic apoptotic signaling pathway via death domain receptors; canonical NF-kappaB signal transduction. The coding region runs from base 11 to 676 and encodes 221 amino acids. NCBI's taxonomy places the organism in Eukaryota, Metazoa, Arthropoda, Insecta, Diptera, Calliphoridae. The transcript is spliced from 3 exons.